Messenger RNA from Arachis duranensis, 673 nucleotides. RefSeq lists its product as uncharacterized. Bases 147 to 455 code for a protein of 102 amino acids. The transcript has 3 exons. NCBI's taxonomy places the organism in Eukaryota, Viridiplantae, Streptophyta, Magnoliopsida, Fabales, Fabaceae. The record is from RefSeq and is a predicted model, not a curated record.
AUAAUUAUUUAGCAUAAGAUCUCAACAAUACAAUAAACUACUUGCAUUGCAUAUCAUCAUCAUCAUCAUCAUCAUCUCUUUAAUUUGAUCAUUCUUCACUAUUUCCUUCACUACUAUUUAGCAACUAUAUAUUAUUGGAUCAUAUCAUGGGAGAUUCUUCUUCUUCUUCAUCUGCAUCAUACAUUCAUAUGGUGCAGCACUUGAUUGAGAAGUGUUUGAUCUUUCACAUGACAAAGGAGGAAUGCAUGGAAGCUCUCUCUAAGCAUGCAAACAUUAAGCCUGUCAUAACUUCCACAGUAUGGAAUGAGUUGGAGAAAGAGAACAAGGAAUUUUUUGAGGCAUAUAGUGAGUCUAAGAGGAAAAACGAGCGAAUGUCCGAGGAAGAGACAAACCAAAUGAUACAGAAGAUGAUCUCCGAUUCCUCUUCUUCUUCUAAAGGUUCUACCAACAACUAAUAUAAUUAUUAAUAAUCACAUUAUUCCCAUUUUUAUUAUUGAAAACGAUUUCUCACACCUUUGUGUUCAGUUCCUCAUCAUCAAAUUCCCUUGGCUUGUAAUGUAACCAACCAAAACAACAUAGCUUCUUUCUCUAUCUUUAGUAGUGUAUGUUUGUGUUAUUCCUCUUUUGUUACAUUACUAUUAUUGCAUGUGUAUUGUGGUCCCUUUUUUCUAUA